This is a messenger RNA of Ostertagia ostertagi, 525 nucleotides long. NCBI's taxonomy places the organism in Eukaryota, Metazoa, Nematoda, Chromadorea, Rhabditida, Trichostrongylidae. The record is from the annotation of a GenBank genome assembly.
AUGGCAUGGGUGGCUUCAGGUCAUGUGCUCUCACAAAAUGCUGCAAGCGACAGUCUAAUACCUGUGCUUUCACUGUGGGAUCCGCUGCUUUCGACAGCCUUCACGAAUGCGUUCUUUUCUGUAGAUACCUUCUUUCUUCUGUCAGGAAUUCUCGUAGGUUACCUAUUCUUCAAAUCCAGACCAUCCCGGCGCUUCGUGACGAGCCCUUUUACCUGGAUAAUGUUCUACGUUCAUCGCUACCUGAGGCUCACACCUCCAAUGAUGAUGUUCAUUGGUCUAUUUACUGUGUUGCUUCCAUUUACGAAUGGACCAUGGAUGGCCUCUACACCUAAAGGAUUCGGCAUGGACAUUGACACCAACGUGCAGAUUUGCCAGAAGUAUUGGUGGAAAAAUAUGCUCUACAUCAACAAUCUCUUUGGUCACGACACUGAAUGUUAUGGGAUCUCGUGGUAUCUCGCUGUUGAUACGCAGCUCUAUGUAGUCGCUCCAAUUUUUUUGAUCACGCUGUAUUUGUCACCUAUUAUA